AUGAGAAACCAGGAUCCAAGCCAUCGACUCAGGCUCUUCCUGCAGCACCACAUGCCCAGUGAUUUGGGGGUGCUAAGCAAUGGUACACCUUCAGGACCUUCAGAAAGGGCUUCCUCUUUGGACUUUUAGCACCUGCUUCUUACAAGCCUGUUGUGUUACCAGCUCCACAGGGCUAGUGAGGCUGAGGAGAGGGGUCCUUGGGCCCAGGUCUUUGCCCUCUUGACACAGAAAACACUUUGGAACCUGUGCAAGGGUUUCUGUCCCCAGGGCACCCCUUCACUGGGAUCCUGGACCUCCAUCCUUGACUCUCACCCGACCCCUCCCCUUUCACUUGGCAUUUCCCCUUCUCAUCAUCCUCUCCCCACUCUGGGCAGGGGCUCCAUCUGCCUCUCCAGGUUCUUCCUCUCUAGCCUACCUUGGUCCCUGGCUCCUGAUCCCCCAUGCUUAUAUCCAUUCUAUCUUGUUCCAUAG
Messenger RNA from Mesocricetus auratus (golden hamster), 471 nucleotides. RefSeq names its product family with sequence similarity 180 member B (gene Fam180b). The record is from RefSeq and is a predicted model, not a curated record. Lineage: Eukaryota; Metazoa; Chordata; Mammalia; Rodentia; Cricetidae.